Molecule: messenger RNA, 1609 nt
Organism: Setaria italica (foxtail millet)
Lineage: Eukaryota; Viridiplantae; Streptophyta; Magnoliopsida; Poales; Poaceae
Product: basic leucine zipper 23
Exons: 3
Coding region: 238-1023 (261 amino acids)
Biological process (GO): regulation of transcription by RNA polymerase II; DNA-templated transcription
Molecular function (GO): RNA polymerase II cis-regulatory region sequence-specific DNA binding; DNA-binding transcription factor activity, RNA polymerase II-specific
Source: RefSeq, a predicted model, not a curated record
GCGCCGAACACGUCCCCGUCCAGAUCCAUCCAUCCUUCCCAAAUCCCAACUCCGUCCUCCCUCCCCCCCCACGCCCUACCCCACGACUCCACCUCUCUUCCACUCACCUCUCUCGUCGUUGCUGCCGCCCGCCGCCCUCCUCGCCCCGCCGGACUGGCGCGCGGCGGAGACCCUCCCGGUGCCUGGAUUGACUUCUCCCGUCGCUGCUAGGCGUGUUCUCGACUGCUAGCUGCAGCAAUGGACGAUGGGGACCUUGAUUUCUCGAACCCUGACACCUUCCUUUGCCCGGCCAUCGGCAACGAUCCCCCAAGCAGCUGCUCCAUGGACAGCUACUUUGAUGACAUCCUGAAGGAUACCGAGCACCAUGCCUGCACCCACACCCACACCUGCAACCCGCCGGUCCACGACCAUUCGCACACCCACACCUGCGUCCAUGUCCACACCAAGAUCGUUGCGGCUUCGCCCGACGCCGCCGAGACCGCGGAGUCGCCGUCCGAGAACAACGCCUCCAAGAAGCGCCCGUCCGGUAACCGGGCCGCGGUGAGGAAGUACCGGGAAAAGAAGAAGGCUCACACGGCGUCGUUGGAGGAAGAGGUGGUCCAUUUGAGGGCUUUGAACCAGCAGCUCAUGAAGAAGCUCCAGAAUCACGCCGCGCUUGAGGCGGAGGUAGCCAGGCUUCGCUGCCUUCUCGUUGAUAUCAGAGGGAGGAUUGAAGGGGAGAUUGGUGCUUUCCCUUAUCAGAGGCCAGUCAAGAACAUCGAUUUGGUGUCUAGUGUUGACCAGGGAAGCUUCCUUGGUGGUGCCCAGAUUACCAACUCCUGUGAUUUCAGAUGCAAUGAUCAGAUGUAUUGCAAUCCUGGAAUGCAGGGGGCUAUGAAUGCUCAAGUAUUGGGUCAAGGUGCCUGCGAUAUUGCGAAUAUCCAAUGCAUGGGAAGUCCGAAGUCUGGAUCCACAAAGCUACCUGUCUGUGGGGGUAUGGACGCAGUACCUGCUGGGUGUUUGCCAAAUGUUGAAAAGAAGUGAAGGACUCCUGGGUCAUGGUGGUAUGGUCUCUCCUUUUGAGAGACUACUGGGUCUUGGCGUUCUGCAUCCAAGAAACGCUGUAUAAACACUCCUGGUGGUGUUUAUGACCUCGCCUUUCCAGAGACUACUGGGUCUUGGCGUUCUGCAUCAAGACAUCUGUAUAAACUGCUAGCUUCUAUAUUUAGGACCGCAUCUGGUUCAAACUGUUAUGUGUGUGAGUUUGUCGCCGAUGAUGCUUCCAUGGUGCCUGAGGCGAUUCAAGUUCGUUAGCUCAAAAGCUGACAGGACAUCAUCGUUUAUUUUGCUAGUAUCAGAUGCUCUCUGAUGAAGUUCAGAACUGAACUGGAUCUGAAGGAGUUGAACUAGCUAAAAUCCGCCAUCUGUGCUUGACCUCAAGUUUGGUGUGAAUCCUUAUCUUAUGUAGAUGCAUCGUGCGCGAAAUCUAAAGUGUAGUGUAGUGUAGUGUAGGUGUCACGUCUCUUUGUUGCUAUGUCCGUAAUUCAAAGUACAUGGAUUCGAUUAUUAUUUAAAUGUUUUACUAUUUCAUUCGUUAGUAAAUGGCAGAUCGGCCAAUUUAGUCUUUCAA